AUGGGCGGCUGGGCCGCGGCGCCAUGGCGGCUUGGUGGCUGCAGCGGGCGCGGCGGCCUCCGCGGCGCACUCAGGCGGCGGGGCAGCUGCCGUGCCGACGGUGGGGACCGGGCGGGGAGCCUGAGCGACCUGCUGCGGAACUCGGCGGGGGCCGCGGAGCGGGAGGCGGCGGCGGCGAAGCAGCGGCGGCCCCCGCGGGAGGGCACGGUGCUGCUGUUCCCCGGGCAGGGCAGCCAGUUCGUGGGGAUGGGCCGCGGGCUGCUGCGCUACCCCAGCGUGCGGCGCAUGUUCCACGUGGCCGAGACGGUGCUGGGCUACGACCUGCUCUCGCUGUGCCUGCGGGGGCCGCGGGCCGAGCUGGACCGCACCCGCCACUGCCAGCCCGCCGUCUUCGUCGCCUCCCUGGCCGCCGUGGAGAGGCUCAGCCACCGGCAGCCUAACGUGCUGGAGAGCUGCGUGGCCGCCGCCGGGUUCAGCGUGGGCGAGUUCGCGGCGCUGGUGUUCGCCGGAGCUCUGGACUUCGCCCAAGCGCUGUAUGCGGUGAAAGUGCGCGCCGAAGCCAUGCAAAAGGCCUCGGAAGCGGUUCCCAGUGGGAUGUUAUCGGUUAUUGGCAGCCCGGCGGCAAAUUACAAAUUUGCCUGCUCGGAAGCUCGUAAGCACUGCAAGUCGCUGGGCAUAGAAAACCCCGUGUGCGAGAUUUCAAACUACUUGUUCCCAGACAGCAGAGUCAUUGCAGGACACAUGCAGGCUUUGGAGUACUUGCAGGAGAAUGCCCGAAAAUAUUAUUUUACACGUACAAAAAUGCUUCCAGUCAGCGGUGCUUUUCAUACAAGACUUAUGGAACCAGCAGUAGAGCCCCUGGCUGAAGUCCUAAAAUCCAUUGAGAUUCAGAAACCACUUAUCUGUGUCUAUUCUAACGUUGAUAGCAAAAAGUACAUGCACUCAGAUCACAUUAAAAAGCUACUAGUCAAGCAGGUUGUUUCCCCUGUCAUGUGGGAACAGACCAUGCAUUCUGUAUAUGAAAGAAAGCAAGGAACAGAGUUUCCUUACACUUACGAAGUGGGGCCUGGGAAACAACUAGGAUCAAUUCUCAAAAAAUGCAAUUUAAAGGCCUGGAGACAAUAUGAACAUAUAGAUGCUUCAGAAGAUGAAGAAGCAGUGGAAAGUUAAAUAACUUUUUGAGAAAAACCCAUGUGGCUUGUUGUUUUUUUCUCCUUAGUUUAAAAAUAAAUUACUGUUCCCAAAACAGGAAGUCUUAAAUAUUAAUGGCUUCUCAUGGUGAAAAGAGCACCACAUACAUAAUUGCAGUGCGUAUUUGCCUUCCCCACGUGACUGCUCACGUGGCUCUGAUGUGGAAUAGGAAAGCAGCUUGCGAAAUUUGGCUUUUCCCUCUGUGUCAUGACUGCAAAAUGCCAAUAAACCUGCCAAUUAACAUUCUGUUUGGCCUUAAUGCUGCCAGCAACUUUUUUUUCCCUUCUUUUAUGUGUCUGUGUGUGUGUGUGUAUUUAAAUUGAAGUCAGUAGGUUUUGCUCUCUUUUGCAAGGAUCUUCUGCAUGAAUAUCAGUGUAGAACUGGACUGUGUGAUUGCAUUUCUGGAUUAUGGAGUGCUCUUUACUAGAGGCAAAGGUUCAUUUAGUUAAGCCAUUGGAUUGUUAAAACUUUCAGUACAUUUUUGUUUCUAAUUUCUAAGCUGAUUGACUCGUGGGACGAGCACGUGUGUACAAUUCUUUUAUUUGUCCUGUACAGCUGGUUACCAGUUGAGUAAGGCAAAAGAUAGAAGGAAUAAGGUUUCCUUAAAGGUAAACUAUAAAUAAAAAUUUUUUUGGUA
This is a messenger RNA of Rhea pennata, 1828 nucleotides long. RefSeq names its product malonyl-CoA-acyl carrier protein transacylase (gene MCAT). The record is from RefSeq and is a predicted model, not a curated record. NCBI's taxonomy places the organism in Eukaryota, Metazoa, Chordata, Aves, Rheiformes, Rheidae. Gene Ontology annotation, molecular function: transferase activity. The coding region runs from base 1 to 1170 and encodes 389 amino acids. The transcript has 4 exons.